AUGUCACAGAACCUCCCCGUAGACCGGGAAAAUCUCGAACUGGAAGACAAACAUAGUCACGACGGAAAUGAGCAUUCUGACCAUUUAAUACUAACCCAAAAAACUUCAAUGCCAGAUAUCAAUGAAGAAAAAAUGAAUGCUCUCGAUAAACCAAAUGACAUACCUUCUGAUGCUAUCAUUGACAAAUCUGAUCCAGCUUAUCGGCAACCUUCAUCUGCAGAGAACACUUCUAGCAGUAGUGACAUUGACGAAGAUCCUGAUGUUGAGGAAGCCGAUGAAGAAAUACGAGAUGAUCAGGACGAGCAGGACGAGCAAGAUGAGCCAAUUACUCGCAUCCCUCGUGGAGAGAAUGAACCUCAUCCUAGGAAAAAAAUUGCAUUACCGCCGGACACCCAAUUGGCAUCUCGCGCUCGCAAAUCUCGAACGGAUAAGCGAGCUGUAACAUCUUCUUCCGAAGAAGAUGUAGAAAAUGCGUCCGAUGAGCCAGAUGAUGAUUCAGACGAUCGAGAUCUAACUCCACGACGUCGACAUUCGCAGUCUAUACCGAUGAACACACGUCGACGUAUAGAAGAGGACCAGCCUAUUGAUCUUGAGGAAAUCUAUCGAGAACUAAGAGAAUCCGUUUCCCCUAAAUCGGUCAAUAAACUUGUUGGUUUCGCUGAUAGUCUCCUAUCAGCGCUAACUAAACGCGGGAGUUGGGAUGGUAAUCGAGACGCUGCGACUACUUUCAUAAAAGAAUGGCUACCAAAAUAUGCCCAAGCAUUACUCAAUCGAGGAUAUACCGACAUCACUCCAGCACAUAUGCUUCAAACUGGUCGUUCAAUCCACAACUUUUUCAACAAGAUACUCGAGAUAUAUAUCCGAAUUCUUCUUAAAUUUGAAUACGCUGGCGUCGAAGACGGAGAGUUUCAUCUGUCUGAUGAGAUGCAUGAUGCAGUAUAUCGUAUUCUCGGAGAUGACCAUGCGCCUUUUUAUCGUCGAUUUGAUGGGAGAUAUGAAGUUGUUAGGGGACUAGGAGCUUUGGAAUACGAAGACAAUACGAAUGAUAUUAUCAAUGCUGAUCCGAUGGAGCAUCGCAUGUCUCAGUAUCAAAUUGAGAGCAUCAAUCAUUUCACUCGUACUGGUGGAUUAGGAGCCGUGCUCUGUGGUUUGGGUUGUUCACAGUCAGACCCUCGUUUGAAAGUUGAACUAAAAGAUAUGUACUAUUUAAUCAGAGUGAUUCAUAGGAUCGGUAGCUUCGUUGUGACAAACUUUGGAGGCAACGAUUACAGAGAAUGUGUUUUCAAAAUAGCAACCUGUGUUCAAGAGCAGAUACUAAAAAUCCCAGACGAAUUAUUUAAUCGUCUUGAUCGUAAGACACUUAUCAAUGUUAUUCACAUGGUUCAUAAUAUGGUUAUAAGUCUUCCAUCUACUGUCACUGGUAUAACGCGUGACGUCAACAGAACUUAUGAAGGCAUGGUUACAUCCGAUGAAGAAGAUGAUGAUAAUGAGUUUAUUGGUUAUCAUGAAAUUCCUGAUGGAAAGCAGAUACUAGUAACCUCAUUUAUGAGACUGGAAAUUGCUAAUCGUUUGUUGAAGUGUUUUAUAUUAGACCUUCGGUUAGCAGGCUUGAACAUAAUAAAGGAUGUGUUAGGUUAUGGUUAUAAACAAGCAAAGUUGUUAAGAAGAAGCAGACGAAAAGUCAUUGGAGAUAAAGGUGCUCUGAGUAUCGAAACUGACGAGGAAACGGGUUCAGUGGAAACAAUACCUUUAUCAGAUUGGAUCAUUCGUCGGCUGACUGAAAAAUUGCGUAAAGACGGAAUACUAGAAUAUAUUUAUGGACCCAAUAUUCAUCUUGAAAUAGUCCAACGAUCAACAGAAAUAAUUGCUUUCCUUAUAAAUGCGGAAGCACUAACAUCUGUCGAAUUGGAUGUCAUUUGGUCACCAGUUGAGGGCAAUCAACAUCGAAGUAUAGUACACGGUGUAUGUCACGUAUUACACGAGAUAGCUGACAUAUUAACUCUGGAAAACAAGUCGUAUCUGUUCAAGAAGAUACGGUUGAUGCCAAUGAGCUUCAUUGAGUCACAAACAUUUUCACUAAUAAAAGCAUUGGUUGUAUCUUUAAUCGACCAUACGUCGCCAUCACGUUCUACUUCUGCUAUUCAUGAUGUAUUAUUCGAAGCAUUAUUAUUGUUAUGGCAUAUACUUCGGGAUUCGUCUUUACCUCUUCCAAUACUGAUAAACUCUGAGCUGUUAUCGCCAAAACCCACAUCCGUCGCCUCAUCUGCUACCACUAUCGAUCAAGAUCUCAUACAAGGUGUGGCACAAUUGUUAAACACCAUAUUACAGCGGGGAUUAAUACAAGAACAAAGAGAUCAGUUAUUACUAAUGUGUAUCGAGGAUGUCAAGAAUCAUCAUCCGGGAACAGUGUGGGCGUUUAGAGUUAUGCUAAGGAUUUUUAGCUCUUCGCUUUCUAGUUCAUACACGACGGCCGAAUAUUAUCGCCAAUUGGCCAAUUUAACGGAUUUGUUUCUAUCCGAUUUAACUCAUUGGACAAGUACCAUCAAAUCACUCACAGACCGACGUGGAUAUGGCACUAGUAUGGAUAUUGAUCAGAUGUCCCCGUCGAGUGGUCAACAAUCUCCCACUGCCAACUUAUCCCCAGCACGAGUUGCAAUAUUGAAGGAUCAAUUACAAGGACGUUUACAAUUCUUACAAUGGAUGGCAAAUGCAGAUUUAGUAAAAUUCUUCACCUCUAUUGAUCAAACAGAUAUAGUCUGGGAUUGCCUGAUCGCUGAUCCAAUUGGCAGGAGUGAAAGAGACGAGGCAUUUGCAUGUUUGGAGAGUAUAUCCAACUAUGAGUUGUUUCAUUAUCACUUUUUCCAUGACCGUUUGCCACAACUCGAUGUGCAGUAUUUCUCUGAAAAUGCUCUGAAGUACGCGAAGACAUGUCUUGUAAAGGUUAAUGUUAAGAACGACAGAAUAAGAAUGACAUACACGCCUCAACCACAAAAUAUAUACAUAUGUGACGAAUUGAUUGGUAUUGAGCUUAUUUGGAACAUUGCACUUAAUGCUGAGGAUGAGGCAGUUGGGAAAGAAGCAGUCGCAUUCUUGGUGCACUUGUAUAUGAACACUGACCUUUUACUGGACAACUAUAUCGCAAUUGCACGCCAAAAUCGAGAAGCGUUAGUCGACAAAUGUGUGUCGCAUCUAUUUGAUGCAGCUAAUGGCUUGUCAUUAUCCUCAACGCUUACAAGGAUGACUGGGGUUGAUCCGCCCUCAUCUAAUCACUGCGAGGUUUCUGCAGAUAAUGCACUAUCGCCAAUACCGUAUUAUAAGAAAGAAAAAGAUGCAUUGGCAUUCAAGAGAUGCUUAGAAUUGUUAAAAUAUUUUAUGGACUAUUUCGACGUAAAGUAUCAUUCUAGUGAAAUUGAUCGCAAGAAUAGGAAGCGACAUGGCAUGCUUAAUGAUGGGGAACUGAUUACUAUUAAAAUCAACAACAACGGUCCUGGGGCGUCUCAAAUGUUCGAUCUCCAGAUUCACACGAGCGAUACUGUCUUUGCUUUACGACAAAAAGUAGCCGCUCGCCUUGGUGUAAGUCGACCUUCACUGGUCAGAUUAUUUGUGCUCGGGAAAGAGCUAGUAAUGGAUUCUGAUAGAACGACACUGAAAGAGCAGAAGAUUACCGAUUUAGCAACAUUUAUAGCUACCAGGAGACAGAGCGAUAUUCGUGGAAUACAUAAUACGGAUGUAGGAGAAAGGACGCUUGAGAAUGAAAUAACGGAGUCUGAUCUCCCGAUUAAUUUAUUAUCAAAAUAUGUCGAUAAAUUCUUCGAAUUAUUACAAAUUGAGGAAUCGUAUGCAUCGCAG
Paraglomus brasilianum is the source of this 3849-nucleotide messenger RNA. The record is from the annotation of a GenBank genome assembly. Lineage: Eukaryota; Fungi; Glomeromycota; Glomeromycetes; Paraglomerales; Paraglomeraceae.